AUGGAUGAGGACCUGUAUGAUGAGUUUGGCAACUACAUUGGGCCAGACAUUGCCUCCGAGGACAGCGAGGAUGAGCUGCCGGAUGUCCUGCCGGAGCAAGACGCUCCCCGUCCCAUGCAUGCCGAUGAGGACAUGAUGGAUGAGAUGAGGCAGAGGCAGAUGGAGGAACAGGGCCAAGCCAUGGAAGAAGAGGAAGACGUCCCUGGCUCAGCCAUUGUUCUGCACGAGGACAAGCAGUACUACCCGAGUGCAGAGGACGUGUACGGCAAAGAUGUGGAGACAGUUGUGCAGGAAGAGGAUACGCAGAUGCUGUCCGAGCCCAUCAUCAAGCCCAAGGUGGAGAAGUCAUACAGCGUGGCAGAGGAAGAGCUGCCAGACACCGUCUACGACAAAGAGUUCUUGGCCGAUAUGAUGGAUCACCCUGACCUGAUUCGCAACGUCGCCAUCGUGGGGCACCUGCACCACGGCAAGAGUUGCUUCUUGGACAUGCUGGUUGAGGAAACACACGCCGUUGCCUGGGGUCCAGAGGCGGCAGAGAAGCCUGUCCGAUACGGCGACAUGCUGUUUACGGAGCAGGAGCGACAGCUGUCCAUCAAGUCGACGCCAAUGUCGUUCCUUCUGCCAGACACCCGCGGCAAGUCGUAUGUGGUGAACGUCAUGGACACGCCCGGCCACGUCAACUUUGUGGACGAGGUGACGGCUGCGUGCCGCGUGGCGGACGGCGUUGCUGUUGUUGUCGACGCUGUGGAGGGUGUCAUGCUCAACACGGAGCGCGUCAUCAAGCAGGCCGCCAUGGCAAAGAUCCCCGUCACCCUCAUCAUCAACAAAAUCGACAGGCUUGUGCUUGAGCUGAAGCUUCCAACCUCUGACGCGUACCACAAGCUGCUGCACACGCUGGACGAGGUCAACACCCUUCUCGUCAAGUACGGCGACGGCAUCGAGGACAACCUCCUCUCCCCAACGAAGGGCAACGUGUGCUUUGCCAGCACCCAGUAUGGCUUCUGCUUCACAUUGCACUCCUUUGCCAAGAUCUACAGCAACACGUUCGGCGGCGGGUUUGACCACCGCCAGCUUGCGGAGCGGCUGUGGGGGGACGUGUACUUUCACCCGGAGAAGCGCUCAUUCAGCCGCAAGCCACCCACCUCCCAGACGCCACGCUCCUUUGUGCACUUUGUCCUGGAGCCCUUGUACAAGAUCUUCAGCCAGGUGGUGGGCGAGGCGGAUUUCACGCUGCCGCAGCUGUGCGCAGAGCUGGGCAUUGAGCUGAAGAAGAGCGAGACGCGCAUGAACGUGCGGCCGCUGCUUAAGACGGUGUUCACCCGCUUCUUUGGCUCCUCCACGGGCUUUGUCGACAUGGUCCGCGACUUUGUCCCCUCCCCAAAGGAAAACGCCCCAACAAAGGUGCAUCUGAACUACACUGGUCCGCUUGGCGACGACGAACCGCUGGGCAAGGCGCUGCUGGCGUGCGACCCCAACGGCCCGCUCAUGAUCAACGUUGUCAAGUUGUACUCGUCCCAGGACGGCACGCGCUUUGACGCCUUUGGCCGCGUCAUGAGCGGCACCCUCUACAACCACACAGACGUCAAGGUUCUCGGCGAGAACUACACGCUGGAUGACCCCGAGGACUCGUGCGUGGAGCGCGCAAGCAAACUCUUCAUUCCAGAGGCCAGGUACAAAGUUGAGGUGAACCGCGUUCCUGCAGGCAACUGGGUCCUCAUUCAAGGGAUUGACGGGCCGAUUAUGAAGACGGCGACUGUGACGACGCCGACGAGCAACGACGACGCAGACAUCUUCGCCCCGCUCAAGUUUGACACCAUCUCCUCCAUCAAAAUCGCUGUCGAGCCGGUGAACCCAUCUGAGCUGCCGAAGAUGACUGAUGGUCUGCGGAAAAUCAACAAGAGCUACCCGCUCGCAACCACCCGCGUCGAAGAAUCAGGCGAGCACGUUAUCCUGGGCACGGGCGAGCUGUACCUUGAUUGCAUCAUGCACGACCUGCGCAAGAUGUACGCCGAUAUUGACAUUAAGGUUGCUGAUCCGAGUGUUGCGUUUUGCGAGACUGUUGUUGAGACGAGCUCGCUCAAGUGCUAUGCGGAGACGCCCAACAAGAAGAACAAGCUCACCAUGAUUGCCGAGCCGCUCGACAAGGGCCUUGCCGAGGACAUUGAAAAGGGGGUGCGUCCUUCAUCUCUGGGGUGGGGUUUGUUUUGGUUUGUGUGUGCAUGUGUGUGUGUGUGUGUGCAUGCGCAUGUGUGUGCGUCUGUGCGUCCGUGUGUCUGUGCGUGGGCAUGUGUGGAGGGCCCGCUGUGCGAUGAGCCGAUGCGCAACACCAAGUUCAAGCUGCUUGAUGCGGCGAUUGCGGACAUGCCGAUCCACCGCGCUGGCGGGCAGAUUAUCCCGACUGCACGCCGCGUGGCGUACUCGGCCUUCCUCAUGGCCACCCCACGCCUCAUGGAGCCCUACUACUACGUCGAGAUCCAGGCCCCAGGAGAUUGCGUGUCUGCGGUGUACACUGUGCUUGCGCGCCGUCGCGGGCACGUCACCCAGGAUGCACCAAAGGCUGGCUCGCCGCUCUACAACGUCAAGGCGUACAUUCCUGCGAUUGAUUCAUUUGGGUUUGAGACGGAUUUGCGGACGCACACGCAAGGGCAGGCGUUUUGCCUGUCUGUGUUUGACCACUGGCAGAUUGUGCCUGGCGACCCACUGGACAAGUCGAUUGUGCUCAAGCCAUUGGAGCCUCAGCCGGCGCCGCACCUUGCACGCGAGUUUAUGGUCAAGUCUCGCCGCCGCAAGGGCCUGAGCGACGACGUGAGCGUGAACAAGUUCUUUGAUGACCCCAUGCUGCUUGAGCUUGCAAAGCAGGACGUUGUGCUUGGUGCAAACUUCUAA
Molecule: messenger RNA, 2886 nt
Organism: Salpingoeca rosetta
Lineage: Eukaryota; Choanoflagellata; Craspedida; Salpingoecidae
Product: Eftud2 protein
Exons: 19
Coding region: 1-2886 (961 amino acids)
Biological process (GO): mRNA splicing, via spliceosome
Cellular component (GO): U4/U6 x U5 tri-snRNP complex; U2-type catalytic step 2 spliceosome; cytosol
Molecular function (GO): U5 snRNA binding; GTPase activity; translation elongation factor activity
Source: RefSeq, a predicted model, not a curated record